Molecule: messenger RNA, 2104 nt
Organism: Salarias fasciatus (jewelled blenny)
Lineage: Eukaryota; Metazoa; Chordata; Actinopteri; Blenniiformes; Blenniidae
Gene: thrb
Product: thyroid hormone receptor beta
Exons: 11
Coding region: 309-1556 (415 amino acids)
Biological process (GO): retinoic acid receptor signaling pathway; thyroid hormone receptor signaling pathway; negative regulation of transcription by RNA polymerase II
Cellular component (GO): RNA polymerase II transcription regulator complex
Molecular function (GO): zinc ion binding; nuclear receptor activity; RNA polymerase II cis-regulatory region sequence-specific DNA binding
Source: RefSeq, a predicted model, not a curated record
UCACACACACGCACAGCCCUCGCCUGAUUUGCACCAGCCCGGGUCAUUCCAGGUGAAAGCCCGGCUCCGAGUCCCGUUCAGCCCGCGGAGAGCUCCAGCGGCUCCGGCGGAGGAGGAAUGCACCGGCACCGGGACCACGACUGAGAUCCGGACCCGGAUCCCUCUUAUGCGGUGUUUCUCUCGGGGGGCUCAGCGGCUCCUCAUCAGCGCUGCCUGGAGUCAAACUUCACCACUUCCUCUGCUCGGUCCAGGAUCCAGAUGUCUGAGGAGGCUCUGAGGAUGACGUCUCGGCCCUGAAGCCCACCAGUAUGUCAGAGCCAGCAGGAAAUUACUCCCCCGGGUGGAAAGAGGAGGCCAUUCAGAAUGGGUACAUACCGAGCUACUUGGACAAGGAUGAGUUAUGUGUAGUGUGCGGGGACAAAGCCACGGGCUACCACUAUCGCUGCAUCACCUGCGAGGGUUGCAAGGGAUUCUUUCGGAGGACCAUCCAGAAGAAUCUCAACCCGACCUACGCUUGUAAGUACGACGGGAAAUGCGUCAUCGACAAAGUGACGAGAAACCAGUGCCAGGAAUGUCGCUUCAAGAAGUGCAUCGCAGUGGGGAUGGCCACAGACUUGGUGCUGGAUGACAGUAAGCGGCUGGCUAAGAGGAAGCUGAUCGAGGAGAACCGGGAGCGCCGGCGGAAGGAGGAGCUCCAGAAGACGGUGUGGGACCGGCUGGAGCCCACCCAGGAGGAGUGGGACCUGAUCCGCAUGGUGACGGACGCCCACAUGGCCACCAACGCCCAGGGGAACCACUGGAAGCAGAAGAGGAAGUUCCUGGUCGAGGAAGCAAUGCUUCUUAAUGAAAUAACAUGUAAUUUAUUCUAUACUUCUGACCAGAGUGCAGCGGGGGUGAAGGAAGCUAAGCCUGAGGAAAUUGGUCAAGCGUCCAUGGUCAGUGCGCCUGAAGGAAACAAAGUGGAUAUAGAAGCCUUCAGUCAGUUUACAAAAAUAAUCACCCCUGCCAUAACCCGAGUGGUGGACUUUGCCAAAAAACUGCCUAUGUUUUGUGAGCUGCCUUGUGAAGACCAGAUCAUCCUGUUGAAAGGUUGCUGCAUGGAGAUCAUGUCGCUACGCGCAGCCGUCCGGUACGACCCGGAGAGCGAGACGCUAACGCUCAACGGGGAGAUGGCGGUGACCCGGGGUCAGCUCAAGAACGGUGGCCUGGGCGUGGUGUCGGACGCCAUCUUUGAUUUGGGCGUGUCGCUGUCGUCUUUCAACCUGGAUGACUCGGAGGUGGCUCUGCUGCAGGCCGUCAUCCUGCUGUCAUCCGAUCGGCCGGGCCUGAGCAGCGUGGAGCGGAUCGAGCGCUGCCAGGAGGAGUUCCUCCUGGCCUUCGAACAUUACAUCAACUACCGCAAACACAAGGUGGCGCACUUCUGGCCCAAGCUGCUGAUGAAGGUGACGGACCUGCGCAUGAUCGGGGCGUGCCACGCCAGCCGCUUCCUGCACAUGAAAGUGGAGUGUCCCACCGAGCUGUUCCCGCCGCUCUUCCUGGAAGUGUUCGAGGACUGACCUGUGUGUAUGUGUGAGUGAGUGUGUGUGUGUGUGUGUGUGUGUGUGUGUGUGCGUGUGUGCCUGGGCACCCUGGCGGUCUCGGGUGGAACCAGCAGAAGGCCGUCACUAAGGAACUUUCUUUCUAAUAGCACUACUGAGUGUCACUUCAUUCCAUAGUUUAGCUCUCUGGACGGAACCAUUCCUCACAGUGCGGGUACAUGUGAAUAGCCUUUCAUUUGUUUUGUUUCUGUUUUAUUUUUUUUUUGUUGUUGUUUUUACUGUUUUUAUUUGGAUGUUUCGUUGUCGUGGAUAUAACCUCUCACCUCGGACUCUCCUCUCUGUUCUUUUUGUCUGGAUGAUUGUACAGUUUGGUGACCUUUCCAUCCUUUAUGUUGAGAACUCAGUGGCUGCUCACCUCAUGCACACGAUAAGACAGUGUUAGCGAUCCGUUAGCCCCCCCGGACCCCCACCCCUACACCCCCCAUCGCCACCGCUACUCGCCAGCGCUAGCCCGCGGACCCUCGCACGUUGUUUUUAGAGUGGGACUGAACGUUCUGGGGAAAAAA